This is a messenger RNA of Equus quagga, 930 nucleotides long. Its product is annotated as olfactory receptor 8S1-like. The coding region runs from base 1 to 930 and encodes 309 amino acids. Gene Ontology annotation, cellular component: membrane. The transcript has 2 exons. The record is from RefSeq and is a predicted model, not a curated record. NCBI's taxonomy places the organism in Eukaryota, Metazoa, Chordata, Mammalia, Perissodactyla, Equidae. Gene Ontology annotation, biological process: G protein-coupled receptor signaling pathway. Gene Ontology annotation, molecular function: G protein-coupled receptor activity; olfactory receptor activity.
AUGGCCUUGGGGAACCACAGCAACAUCACAGAGUUUAUUCUCAUUGGACUGUCUGACAACCCCAAUGUCAAGGCUCUGCUCUUUGUGAUCUUCCUGGAGAUUUACAUUCUGACCAUAAUGGGGAAUGUGAUGAUGCUGUUGGUGAUCAGGGCUGAUUCCCACCUCCACACCCCCAUGUACUUCUUCCUGAGUCACCUCUCUUUUGUUGAUAUCUCUUUCUCUUCAGUCACUGUGCCCAAGAUGCUGGAGAACCUUCUGUCUCAAAGGAAAACUAUAUCAGUAGAGGGUUGCUUGGCUCAGGUCUUCUUUGUGUGUGUUGCUGCAGGGACUGAAGCCUGUCUGCUCUCAGUCAUGGCCUAUGACCGUUAUGCUGCCAUCUGCCACCCUCUGCUCUAUGGACAGAUCAUGAGUAAACAGCUGUAUAUGCAGCUUGUGUGGGGAUCAUGGGGACUUGGCUUUCUGGAUGCACUCAUCAACAUCUGCUUAGCUACAAACAUGGUCUUCUGUGAGGCCAAAAUCAUCCCCCACUACAGCUGUGAAAUGCCCUCUCUCCUCCCUUUGUCCUGCUCUGAUACCUCCAGAAACCUGAUUGUCUUGCUCUGCUCCACUCUUCUGCAUGGGCUGGGAACCUUCCUUUUGGUCUUCUUAUCCUAUGCCCGCAUUAUUGCCACCAUCCUGAGCAUCAGCUCCAACUCAGGCAGAAGCAAGACCUUCUCCACCUGCUCCUCCCACCUCACUGCAGUGACACUUUACUAUGGCUCAGGGUUUCUCCGCUAUCUCAUGCCAAAUUCAGGUUCCAGCAUGGAGUUGAUCUUCUCUGUGCAAUAUAAUGUAGUCACUCCCAUGCUGAAUCCUCUCAUCUACAGCCUGAAGAACAAGGAAGUAAAGGCAGCUCUGAAAAGAACUUUGGAAAAGUAUGUACAACAUUAG